AGUGAAGCUUUUUUUUCUCAUUAUACAUUCAUUUGAUGGUUUGCAUUAUUAUUAUUUUAAAAACUGUUCUCGAUUAGAAGAUAGUUAGGAUAAAGUUAUUCAAACACUUCUGACUUAGAAAUUUUUGGUUUAAGUCGAACCGACCAAAGAAGUCUAAGUUGAGAACCUGCGUUGUAUGCACCUGAGUAUGUGAUUUUCUCUAGCUAGAGUAAUUCAUUUUUUUCUGAGAAACUGGCUCUUAUGCACUUUAAUUGCACAUUUGCCUUUUGGGUAGUUUUAAAUAAUGGGUGAAAAAGUUAUUAAUAAUUAAAGAGUAACUUAAAAUCGUAGGAAACAGUGAAGCUUCUUUUUCUCAUACAUUGAUUUGACCGUUUGAAUUAGUAAAAUUUUGUAGUUUCUACUCUUUUAUAAUUUAGGUGCUCGUUGUUAUGGUAAAUCAUUCGAUGGGAAGGAGGGUGACGGACGUGCAAGUUUUAAUCGUUUUUGGUAUGAUAAAUUUGAACGUGAGUGCAAACCAUUCAUUUAUGGUGGUAUUGGUUUAUCAUAUGAAACAGAUAAUAUAUUUAAUACAAAAGAAGAAUGUUACCAAGCAUGUAAACUGGUGAUCGGUGGCAAAGAAAACGUUGGUCGUUGUUAUGGUAAAUCAUUGCAUGGUAAGGAGGGUGAGGGACGCGCAAGUUUUAAUCGUUUUUGGUAUGAUGCGUUUGAACGUGAGUGCAAACCAUUCAUUUAUGGUGGUAUUGGUUUAUCAUAUGAAACAGAUAAUAUAUUUAAUACAAAAGAAGAAUGUUACCAAGCAUGUAAAGAAUAA
Molecule: messenger RNA, 811 nt
Organism: Didymodactylos carnosus
Lineage: Eukaryota; Metazoa; Rotifera; Eurotatoria; Philodinida; Philodinidae
Source: the annotation of a GenBank genome assembly